AUGAUAGAGAGUGACAAGGGAAAAGCAGGUAAUAUCCAUCCUAUGGAUAUUGGGAAAGUAUUUCAUACAAUGGGUACGACUGGAAUUAAAGAAAUUAGUAGAAAAGGCAUGAAUAGAAUUGGAGUAAUUUUUACCUCCAAACAGGCAAAUAUGGCACUAAAUAGCACAGAAAUUCUUGAGAAUGGAUUUCUUGCUUAUAUACCUCAAAAAAUGCUAACAUCAAGGGGUAUUAUUAGAGAUGUAAGUAUAAAUAGUUCAAUGGAAAACAUAGUUAACGACAGUAAAUUACAAAAAAACGGGAAAAUUAUAUCGGCCAGAAGACUUAACAGAGGAGUUUUAGAUAGCAAUGGGACCGUUACAUACAUUCCAACAGGAACUGUACAACUACUCUUUGACGUAAGAACUCCCCCUAAAGAAAUAAUUAUCUAUUCAAACUUGGUAACAGUAGAUCCAUACAUCCCUCCUGUACAGCAAUGUUUCAAAUGCCUAAGAUUUGGGCACUCACAAAGACAGUGCCGGGGAAAAGCAAGAUGCCCGAAAUGUUCAGAUAAACAUACAUUUCAAAACUGCACAGUUUCUGUACCAAAAUGCCUAUACUGCGAUCUCGAACACCUUGCCACAAAUAAAAUUUGCAAAGAAUUCGAGAGACAAAAAAGAUAA
Messenger RNA from Diabrotica virgifera virgifera (western corn rootworm), 660 nucleotides. RefSeq lists its product as uncharacterized. The coding region runs from base 1 to 660 and encodes 219 amino acids. The record is from RefSeq and is a predicted model, not a curated record. Lineage: Eukaryota; Metazoa; Arthropoda; Insecta; Coleoptera; Chrysomelidae. The transcript has a single exon. Gene Ontology annotation, molecular function: nucleic acid binding; zinc ion binding.